UAUAGAAUACACAUAUACAGUAUAAUGAUUAAAGUGAUAUAGCCGACCGGUAAUACUAUUUAGAUCACAGUCCGUUUAUUGAUGUACAAUCAUGGCUCGGGUGGUAUUUAACACGUCAAAUAGCCUACAGAGGUUGCAAUGGAUAUUCCAAAGAGCAUAUUCACAGGAAAAGUUCCCAAAAAUCACCACGCAUUAUACAGUCGUACCCAGAGAAAUAGAUUCAAGAUGGAAAGAUAUAAACAUGGAAAGAUAUGUAGAUGAGACCGAUAUUUUAAUUGUUGGUGGUGGCCCUGCUGGCCUGUCUGCUGCAAUUCAAGCUCGUAAGCUAGCUAAGGAACAUGGAAAAGAACUUCGAGUUACUGUUGUUGAGAAGGCCUCUACUAUUGGAGGUCAUAUUCUUAGUGGAGCUUGUUUGGAUCCAAUUGCUUUAAAUGAACUAAUUCCAAACUGGAAGGAAUUGGGUGCACCACUAAAUACUCCUGUCACACAAGACAAAUUUGCAUUUCUUACUGAAAAAGGCAGGAUACCGAUACCAAUUUUGAAAGGAAUGCCAAUGCAUAAUCAUGGAAACUAUAUCGUUAGAUUGGGCCAUGUUGUAGCUUGGCUUGGACAACAAGCAGAAGAUGCAGGAGUUGAACUAUAUCCAGGAUAUGCUGCAUCAGAAGUGCUCUAUCAUGAAGAUGGAUCUGUUAAAGGAAUAGCUACAAAUGAUGUUGGUAUUGCUAAAGAUGGUUCUCCGAAGGAUACAUUUGAACGUGGAAUGGAACUGCAUGCAAAAUGUACAAUUUUUGCAGAGGGUUGCCAUGGACACCUUAUGAAGCAGGUUACAAAGAAACUAAAUCUUAGAAGAGAUUGCGAAUCUCAGACUUAUGGUAUAGGGUUGAAAGAGAUCUGGGAAAUUGAUCCAAAAAAGCACAAACCUGGCACUGUUGAACAUACAAUUGGUUGGCCAUUGAGAAAAGAUACUUAUGGUGGUUCCUUUUUGUAUCAUCUUAACGAAGAUACACCUCUUGUUGCUAUAGGUUUUGUUGUUGGAUUAGACUACACUAAUCCGUACUUACAUCCGUUUAAAGAAUUUCAAAGAUUUAAACAUCAUCCAAGCAUUAGAUCUGUCCUUGAAGGAGGAACAAGAAUAUCGUACGGCGCAAGAGCCUUAGUUGAAGGAGGUUUUCAGUCUAUUCCCAAACUUCAGUUCCCUGGAGGUUGUUUGGUUGGUUGUACAGCAGGAUUCCUUAACGUCCCGAAAGUGAAAGGGACACAUAAUGCUAUGAAAAGUGGAAUGCUUGCAGCAGAAAGCGCCAUAGAAGCUAUUAUUGAUGCAGAAAACAAUCCUUCAUCUACUAAAGGUUUAGAACCAAAAACGUAUACUGAUAAAAUAAAAAAUAGCUGGGUUUACAAAGAACUGAAAACUGUUAGGAACAUAAGGCCAAGCUUUCAUGUUUUUGGAUUUUAUGGAGGUUUGAUAUAUUCUGGAGUCUCGAUGUUAAUUGGUGGAAGAGAGCCAUGGACUUUCUCUCACGAAGGUCCAGAUUAUAAAAAAUUGAAACCAGCAUCCGAAUGUACACCAAUCGAAUAUCCAAAACCAGAUAAUCAAAUAUCUUUUGAUUUAUUAUCUUCGGUAGCUCUGACCGGUACGAAUCACGAAGGUGAUCAACCUCCUCAUCUCACUUUGGCCGACGAUACUAUUCCAGUAAAAAGAAAUUUAGCAGUUUUUGCUGGACCAGAAAGUCGAUUUUGUCCUGCCGGUGUCUAUGAGUUCGUACCACUUGAAUCUGGAGAGGGAGAAAGACUGCAAAUUAAUGCACAGAAUUGCAUCCAUUGUAAAACCUGUGACAUCAAAGACCCCAGUCAAAAUAUUAACUGGGUUGUACCGGAGGGCGGUGGUGGCCCAGCCUACAAUGGGAUGUAAAUCGCAAUUGGCAAUUGUUUGAAAUUUUAUACAACGUUACAUAUAUACGCAAAUUAUAUUU
Messenger RNA from Dufourea novaeangliae, 1970 nucleotides. RefSeq names its product electron transfer flavoprotein-ubiquinone oxidoreductase, mitochondrial (gene Etf-QO). Gene Ontology annotation, biological process: electron transport chain. Bases 92 to 1909 code for a protein of 605 amino acids. Gene Ontology annotation, cellular component: mitochondrial inner membrane. NCBI's taxonomy places the organism in Eukaryota, Metazoa, Arthropoda, Insecta, Hymenoptera, Halictidae. The record is from RefSeq and is a predicted model, not a curated record. Gene Ontology annotation, molecular function: electron-transferring-flavoprotein dehydrogenase activity; iron-sulfur cluster binding. The transcript has 8 exons.